This is a messenger RNA of Chroicocephalus ridibundus (black-headed gull), 3981 nucleotides long. Its product is annotated as sodium-dependent lysophosphatidylcholine symporter 1-A-like. The coding region runs from base 617 to 2287 and encodes 556 amino acids. Gene Ontology annotation, biological process: carbohydrate transport. The transcript is spliced from 14 exons. Gene Ontology annotation, cellular component: plasma membrane. The record is from RefSeq and is a predicted model, not a curated record. Gene Ontology annotation, molecular function: symporter activity. Lineage: Eukaryota; Metazoa; Chordata; Aves; Charadriiformes; Laridae.
CCGGGCUGCGUGCUUCUGUACCUGUCCUUCAGGCACAGCAGCAAUGAACGUACGCACCAGUGCUCUGCCUGCUGUGAAGGGAAUUCGCCAUUGCGCUGGGUCUCCUCAUCUACAGUCCUUGUUAACGAGCUGGUGGUUGCUGGUGCUGAGGCAGUGGUCCUGGGUCAGCUCGAGUGCAUUCCGGUGGUCGUCUGGAGCUCAGGCAAAGGACCUCUUCUCCGCACCCCUAAGAUCUCAGUGUAGCAGCAGCCCCGGGAUGGGGAGGAAUUGCUGGACCCAGCUUGACCUUUGAAGAGUACCAGAUUUCUCCACUUAACUGCAGAGUGCCUGGGAGCUACUGCCCCUAGUACACGCUGCACUGUGAGCCCUGCCAGGUUUCCUGCCUCCAUGGGCAGGGUCUGGAGAUGCUCCUCCCUCAGGGCUAGUCACUUCCCCUCCAUCAGCUCGCCCUGGGGCCCCGCAGAUGUGUAUCUUCACUUGUCAAAUCUCCAUCCAGCUCUGAUCUGCGCCUGCGGUGCGCUCUUUGACGUACGAGGCAACUUCUUCCUCACGCUGGGCGAGGCAGCUCCUGUUUCCCCGCCACGUGCCGCUGAAGGACACGGUCGUGACUGCAGUCAUGCUUCCAGGUGGUCAUGAAGAUGCUGAGCUGCACAGGUUAACCCAAGAAGGAGCUCUCCCGCAAAGGAGCAUGGUCCACAGAGAGGAGAAGCCAGGACUGCCGCUUUGCAGAAAGGUUUGCUAUGCUAUUGGCGGCAUUCCCUACCAGAUGACAGGCAACGCCAUUGGGUUUUUCCUCCAGAUCUUCCUGUUGGAUGUUGUGCAGAUGGAGCCACUCCAUGCCUCUUUGAUCAUUUUCCUUGGAAGAGCCUGGGAUGCGGUUACUGACCCAGCUAUUGGCUUCCUAGUCAGCAAGAGCCCAAGGAGAAAAUAUGGCAAGCUGGUCCCAUGGAUUGCAUGCUCCAUGCCAUUUGGGGUGCUCUGUUACUGCAUGAUGUGGUCCACCCUCUCGGAUGCCACCCCCGCCUCCCUGAAAUUCCUGUGGUACCUGUUCAUGUACAGCUUCUUCCAGACUUGCAUGACUUGCCACCACGUGCCGUACUCUUCCCUGACAAUGUUCCUGGGAGGAACCCAGAGAGACCGUGACUCAGCCACUGCCUACAGAAUGGGCAUGGAGGUGUUCAGCACGCUCCUUGGGUCAGGAAUCCAGGGGCAGAUUGUGGGCCGUUACCACACCCGCACGAUGAACAGCUGUUAUGUGUCGAACGAGACCCUAUCCAACACCAGCACCUACAGCCUCACGGACUCUCUGGAGAACACAGUAAGGGCUGGCCCAUCUGUCCCCUGCUCCUCCUGUAAGUUCUGGGGCAGGUGCCACUGGCCAUGCUGCCAGCUCUGUGCGUGGUACCCACGUUGUCACUGUGUACUAUCUCUUGUUUUCCAGCGUAGGGCCUAUAUAUUUGCAUCUCUGGUCCUGGGCUCAAUCUAUUGCCUGUCCUGUCUGAUUCUCAUCUUUGGCGUCAGGGAGCAGCCUGGGCUCCUCAGUCCCCUGGGGAAGGUUGAGCUGCCCUUUGCCAGCUGUCUGAGGAUGGUCAUGGGACACAAGCCCUACACCCAGCUGCUGUGUGGCUUCCUCUUUGCAUCCUUGGCCUUCCAGAUCACACAGGGGAUCUUUGCCUUCUUCUGUACUCAUGCCGCGGGGCUGGCUGGGAAGUUCCAGCACUUAGUACUUAUUAUGUUGGUCACAGCUUCCCUCUCUAUUCCCUUUUGGCAGUGUUUUUUGGGGAGAUUUGGAAAGAAAACAGCAGCGUCACUGGGUCUGGCGCUGAUCAUCCCAGCCCUGGUGGCCGUCACCCAGGUGAUGCACAGCUUCCUGGCCUUCAUCUUCCUGGUGAUCAUGGCAGGCUGCAGCAUGGCUGUGCUCUACCUUUUACCAUGGUCCAUGCUGCCAGAUACGGUGGAUGACUUCAUGCUGAGGAACCCCAGCUGCUUCAACCUGGAGGCGCUCUUCUACUCAUUUUAUGUCUUCUUCAACAAGUUUGCAGGUGGCCUUGCUGUGGGGAUAUCAACACUGAGUUUACAUUUUGCAGGUUACCGUGCUGGAGACUGCGAAUACAACCCCUCCGUCAUCCUCACCCUGCAGCUUCUCAUGGCCCCAGUCCCAAUAAGCCUGCUGCUCAUUGCCAUAGUUAUCUUCUGCCUCCAUCCCAUCAAUGAGGAGAGAAGGAAGCAGAUAAGGAUGGAGAUGGAGGCAAUGGGGCAUCAGGUACAGCGCGGCAGCCGAGAAUAAACCCAGGGCUGAAGUGGGUGAGUUCAUCGGGAAGGACACGGCUUUGCUGCGCUGUCAGGAUGUGCUGCUGUCAGGGAAAAUCGUCGCUUCCUGUUGCUUCCUGUUCCCUGUCCCAAUGGCUUGUUUUGUAUCCUGACCCCCUCCCUCUGCCGGCUGGCAGGCGCAGGACGGGGAGGGGGGUCCUGCUGCACCCCCAGCCCUGCCACCUCACCAGAGCUGCUUUCUCCAGGGCUUGGCCUCACCGGUCCUUUGGCAGGUCCUGACAGAUCUGGGCAAAGCAGAUCCGCGCUCUCCUUCUGGGGAAAGACUGCAGUGCUGGGGAGGAAGGGCCCCCGCCAGCCCCGGAGCAGUGCUCUCACACACUGGGGUGCGGAGGUGUCACUUAACCUUGUGGGAAAGCACGCACAAAGAACACAGGGAUUGUUUUUGAGAGGAAACUGCUUUUGACCAGUAUUUAGGGAAAAUACUGCGGAGAUAGUGCAUGUCUUUGUGCUUAGACUGCCCUUUCACAGGGAAGGGUUUAGAAUUUCUUUGAACAACGGUGAAGUUCAAGCCAGUGGUGGUUUAAAGCAUGUGCAGAAACAAUGACACCUGGCAGCAGGGUGGUGGAAGCCAGUUCUGUCCAUCUGCCUGAGCCCUGUCAGCUGAGACACUUCUGGGAAACCAGGAGCUUCUCGGCGCAAAAGGUUGCGGGAAUGGGCUGUGUUGCCUCCGGUCAGGCAGCUGGGGGGGUUUCUGGCAGCUUGUCCCGGUUUUUGCCAGGUUGGCAUGUUACAGCAGAAGUGUCAAAUGGACAUCAAGAAGAGCUGAGUUGCUUUUAAAUCCUAGCCCAUAGCUCGAUCUCCCACAGCAGCAUCUUGCGAGAGCUGCUCAGCACCCCCACGUCUCUCCUGGCAACAGUGAGGGGGCAGCAGGGGAAAGAGAGGAGAAACCAGCCAUCUCGUGGCUGGUAGCGCUGAGCUGUGUUCAGCCUUGUGCAGCGGCAGAGCGUGAGGCUGGUUAUUUUUAGGGCUAGAGCUGUAUCUGACCGUUGGUUGACCUUGCAGCUCUCCAGUCUGGUGCACACUGGCAGGAUCUGAGCAAAUUACUCCCCAGUUGUGCGCUGAAUUAAUUUGAAGCCUUAAGUCUUGUGGUGCAACUUCGCGAUCAAUGGGGGAGAUCGUGUUUUAGAGCUGCGUCAGGGCAUCUGCAGGAUUGUCACAGCAGUCAGAACAAUUUCAGUCCAGAUUCAGAACAAUUUCUCAGAAGCACAAAAAGCCUCCUUUUUUUCCUCUUUUUUCUUUUCUUUUUUUUUCUGUAGUUUUGGUUUCUGGAGUGUGAAGGAUGUUCCUUGGGAUCGCCUGACUACACCUGCGGUCAGGUGUUGGGAUGCACUGCCCUCUGCCACUGCACUGCUUUCAGCCUUGCUGCCUGCGGAUUUAAGAAAAAGCAAGUGCCUUUGAGUAUCAAGGAAGAGAGUUUCAAAUCCUGCAGAAAGCGUGACUUAUGUCCAAAGGCACUCACCCUUUGGGACAGAGGAGUGGGCUUGAUCUGGAGCUCCCAAACUGCAGCACAGUCCACGGGCCACCGCAGGGCAGGACCUGACCCAGCGCAGGGCAGGGAGCUGCUGGUGGUGUGCGUGGUGCCUGCCAGCCCCGCUGCUGCCUGGGGUGGUGCUUCUGUAUAUCAAAUAAUGUCCCAUUUAUUUUUUACAC